AUGAUUCGUAACUAUGUGCGCAAAACCAAUCGUCAAUCUUGGGAUGAGAGUUCUAAGUUAUUAGCCAUUAAGUCAUUAAUUGCUGUUAAUUUGAAGUCACCUACUGUGGGGCAAAACCGUUGGGGCAAAAGCAUGAUUCGUAACUAUGUGCGCAAAACCAAUCGUCAAUCUUGGGAUGAGAGUUCUAAGUUAUUAGCCAUUAAGUCAGUAAUUGAUAAUAAAAAUAGUUACACCAAAGCAUCAGCCAAUUACAAUGUGCCCCAUUCAACACUACAAGAUAGAGUCAAAAAAAUUAAAGAUGGUAAAUUAGAAUUUGACAACAGUGAUUCAAAAGAUUGUAUUUUAAACCCACAUACAAAUGUAAACCUUAACUUUUAUAAUGUACUGUCUGUUUGUAGGUACAUCCAUCAAAUAGAUGCAGUUUUAUUAUCGCACCCGGAUCGUUUUCAUCUUGGAAUUUUGCCAUACCUCGUUGGCAAAUGCGGUUUAAACUGUCCUGUCUAUGCAACUAUACCUGUUUACCAAAUGGGUCAAAUGUUUAUGUAUGAUUUACAUCAAUCUUUGUGCAAUGCGGAAGAUUUUAAUUUAUUUAAUUUAGACGAUGUGGAUGCUGCUUUCGAUAAAGUCAUACAAGUAAAAUAUAAUCAAAUUGUUUCAUUAAAAGGUAAAGGAAUUGGUUUAAGAAUCGUAGCAUUAGCAUCUGGCCAUAUGGUUGGCGGUACAAUUUGGAAAAUAUCUAAGGUUGGCGAAGAGGAUAUUGUUUAUGCUGUAGAUUUUAAUCAUAGAAAAGAAAGACAUUUGAAUGGCAGUGACUUAGAAAAGCUGGGAAGACCAUCAUUACUGAUAUUGGAUUGUUUUAAUGCUGCUUAUGCACAACCCAGGCGUAGGUCUCGCGAUGAAGCUUUAAUGACUUGUAUAUUGACAACAUUGCGUGUCAAAGGCAAUGUUUUGAUGGCGGUUGAUACAGCAGGACGUGUCUUAGAAUUGAUACAUAUGCUGGACCAACUGUGGCGUAAUAAAGAAUCUGGUCUUGGUGUGUACUCAUUAGUAUUUUUAACAAAUGUCAGCUACAACACUGUAGAAUUCGCAAAGUCUCAAAUUGAGUGGAUGAGUGAUAAAUUAAUGAAAAGUUUUGAAGGUGCAAGGAAUAAUCCAUUUAUUUUUAAGCAUGUAAAACUAUGCCAUAACAUGAAUGAUUUAAAAAAAGUCUCUGAACCAAAAGUUGUAUUAGCUAGCCAUGGAGAUCUUGAAAAUGGGUUUUCAAGAGAAGUUUUUAUUAUGUGGGCUUCAAACCCUAAAAACAGUAUUAUUCUUACAGACAGAGCUGCUCCUGGUACAUUAGCUCGCAAUUUAAUUGAUGGUGGAAGUGAUAGAAAUAUUAAACUGAUUGUCAAGAAACGUGUACCUUUAGAUGAAAAUGAGUUGGAAGAAUAUAAUAUAAAAUACGAGAAAGAAAAAAUGGAAGGCAGUAAAAUGGACCCAGUAAGUUCUGAUUCUGAAGAUGAACAAGAAGUUAUGAGAGGAAAAUAUGACUUAUUAGUAGAUGCUGAUACAUUAAGCUCCAAAAAAUCUUCAAAAAAAGAAUUUUCUCAUAACAUGUUUCCUUAUUAUGAAGAUAAAUGCAAAUUUGACCAAUAUGGGGAAAUUAUAAAACCAGAAGAUUUUAUUAAAUUUGAUGUAGCACCGGUAGACAAACCAACCUUAGAUGAACCAAAUAAAAAAAGUGAUAUAGAAGAAAAUUUAUAUAACGUUCCAUCAAAGUGUGUGAAGUAUGAACAAAACAUUUAUGUGGCUGCCAAAAUUGUAUACAUUGAUUUUGAAGGUCGCUCAGACGGAGAAUCAAUAAAACAAAUGGUUCUUGCAUUAAAACCUAGACGUUUGAUAUUAGUAAGAGGCAACUCAUACAGUACUAAGGUUGUUUAUAACUUUGCCAAAGUAUUUAUAGAUGGUAAAGUUUUUACACCUAGAAUUGGACAAUGUAUGAAUGUAACAACUGAAUCUCAUAUAUACCAAGUACGUUUAACAGAUACACUUCUUUCCAAAAUUAAUUUUAAAAAAGGACCAAAUGGUAAUUUAGCUUACAUGAAUGCCAAAUUAAAACUAAAUAGUCGUGAUACUGUUAUGGAAGUGGACAAUGUUAUAUCUGAAAAGAUGCCAAGAAUAGAUGAUCAAAUAUUUACACUUGAACCUUUAGCAGAUCAUGAAAUUCAUCCUCACAAGACCGUAUUUAUUAACCGUUUAAAACUGUCAGAUUUUAAACAAAUUUUAUCCAAAAAAAAUAUACCUUGCGAACUUUCUAAAGGUGUUUUAUGGUGCUGUAAUCGAACCGUAUGUGUUCGUAGAGUGAGUAUUGUAUUGUAUUAUGAAUUAAAAUAUCUGCUAUAUUUACUUUCUAAACAUAUAAAACAAUAAUUUAUAAUUCAUUAUACUAUGUUAAUUUAUCACAUUUUAAGUGUCCCUAAAAUAUCUUAUUAUUUAUUUAAGAAAUGUUUUAACUAUAAUUGUUAUGCACAUUAAAAUUUUUAUCAGAAAUCAAAAUGAACCUACCCUAUAGCAUAAAUAUAACUCAAAUGAUUGGGAUGGAGAUGAUUUGAAGGCUGUUUUCACCUUUAAUAAUUUAUUUCAUAUUGUAUACAACAUUAAAAAUACUCCAAACCAUAAUAUUGCAUUGUUUUUAGACACUUACAAACAGACGACAUACCUAA
This is a messenger RNA of Acyrthosiphon pisum (pea aphid), 2705 nucleotides long. Its product is annotated as putative cleavage and polyadenylation specificity factor subunit 2. NCBI's taxonomy places the organism in Eukaryota, Metazoa, Arthropoda, Insecta, Hemiptera, Aphididae. Gene Ontology annotation, biological process: mRNA 3'-end processing by stem-loop binding and cleavage. Bases 1 to 2412 code for a protein of 803 amino acids. The record is from RefSeq and is a predicted model, not a curated record. Gene Ontology annotation, molecular function: RNA binding; DNA binding. The transcript is spliced from 15 exons. Gene Ontology annotation, cellular component: mRNA cleavage and polyadenylation specificity factor complex.